This is a messenger RNA of Astrephomene gubernaculifera, 1453 nucleotides long. The record is from the annotation of a GenBank genome assembly. Lineage: Eukaryota; Viridiplantae; Chlorophyta; Chlorophyceae; Chlamydomonadales; Astrephomenaceae.
ACGUACUUCAACGUAGUGAGUGUCAUGGGGUAUGCUCUCCAGAGGCAAUAGAACGUAGGAUGCAUGCGUAGGACGUAGGUUUGGCCAUGGCCGGCUUGCACAAUGGUUGCGGCCUAGUGUAGUUGCAACAUGAUAUCCUAAUUGACGUCAUUAGUGUUACAAUUUCCGUCUGAGUCCGGUGCUAAGCUUGCUUCGGCGCCUCGGCUACUGCGGACUGUGAGGUGUUGCAUCAAACAGCGCACCAAGCUAUACAUAGCACAUGUCAACCGCACGGCGCACUGCCCACAGCUUUACCCUAGGAGGCGGUCCCGCCGCAUCAAUGGCAUCGUCAACCAUUGCACCGUCCUGCAGAACAGCUCGUGUACCAGCCAAGCAGCCACCGCACGGAAGCAGGCCUUACGACCACCUGCGCCAUGCACCCGCGGCGCCAUGCACCCUCAGUCCAACUCCUGCAGUUGCCGGCUCCUCCUCUUUAUCCGCCAUUUGCUCCUCUACCACCGCUACUACCGUAGCGCCCCUCGCACGUGUUGCCGCCAUGAGAACAGCUACUGCUGUUACCGGUCUCGUUGUUGCUGCCAGCCCUACUGCCAGUGCAGUAGCCGCCGCCUCUAAACCAGCUGCCGCAGCACAGCUCAGGAGGGCGCUCACGACCACGCCACGACAUCUAACAAGUUGCAAACAAGCUGCUGCGGUGGCAGCGGCAGCAGUGAUCGCACCAGCACCAGCACCGGCAACUGCUUCAGGUGCUGCGCAGGCUGCGGCGGUGCCCCGCACGGAGGAGGGAGAGGAGGCGCUGUGGCAGCAGGACCACGAGCAGGAUGGAAGGGACCAGGAGGGAAAGACGCAUGUCGAAGAAGCCUGGAUAAGAACAGAUGCUAAGAUGUUGGGCGGUGACGGCGGCCACAGCAUUGUUGCCGUUCAGCAAGGCGCUGAUGCACUUGUGCGCUCAGCAUGCGGCAACAUCAACCAUGCAUCAGCAGCUACUCAAGAGCAGCAGCAGCAGAAUGGUAUGGAGGCGCCAGGGCCUGCGGCGGCGGCGGCAACGGCAGCAGCAGCAGUAUCCUCAACGGCGGCGGUGUCGGCGGUGGCAGGGUCAACAACAGGGUCCGAGGAGGGGAGUGAUGUGGACCGGGGCUCGGACCGAGCAUGUGAGGCGGACUGCAGUAGCGGCAGCAGUGGUGGUGCAGGAGCUGGAGGGCGGGGCGUCCAGACGCGGCUGAAGAGCGCCCUAGACAUCGCCGCCUUCUCGCUCCCCCUUGCCGCCCAGAACGCGCUGGGCUACUCCCUCUCCGCGCUCUCGGAGCGGCUGGUAGGGCGGCUAGGCCCCGCGGCACUGUCCGCCGCCACCCUGGCCACCUCCACCUACUCGCUGGCAGGGCUGAGUCUGGUGUGGGGCGCGGCGGCGGGCAUGGAGACGCUGUGCGGGCAGGCCUACGGCGCGGGCAACCUGGUG